This is a messenger RNA of Elaeis guineensis (African oil palm), 2160 nucleotides long. RefSeq names its product aspartic proteinase NANA, chloroplast. Gene Ontology annotation, molecular function: aspartic-type endopeptidase activity. NCBI's taxonomy places the organism in Eukaryota, Viridiplantae, Streptophyta, Magnoliopsida, Arecales, Arecaceae. The record is from RefSeq and is a predicted model, not a curated record. Gene Ontology annotation, biological process: proteolysis.
GCUGGGCCGAAUCCGGGCGCUCUAGAAGCACCCCAACUGUAAACAAUUAUUAUUCUGGACAUUUCCUCCACCCCUGUUUACGCUUCUCUAUUUCCCCGCUCCACAUCCGAUCUAUCAUCAUGUGCCCCAGGCUCAUCUCUCUGUCCCUCUCUCUCUCUCUCUACACCCAACCCCCAUUUAUCCAUCCUCUAUCUUAAUUGCACUUCCCAGCAGACACAACAUGCCACCCACCUAACAAAAAUAUAGAGUGCAGUUAUUACCUUUCCUUUUGAGCUAUAAAUUAUACUCCAUGGAUUCUUAAUUAAAAACAAUUACAAGGCAACAGAAACCGCGUCCUUUUGCUAACAACGAUCCUACAGAGCGAGAAGAAGGUAAAUAGAAAGAUGGAAGCUGAUGGAAUGCUUUGAAGCCACGAAUAGAGCAAAGAGGAGAACAAGAAGAGAGGAAGAGAGAGAGGUGGGGAUGAGAUUUUCGUAGAAAUAUUCCCACUCUACCCCUCACCUCCCCCCUCUCCAUCCCUAUCCCCUGCUCUUCUAUUGGUUCUCCAUUCCAAACCUAAUGCCUCCACUCCUCCUCCUCUCCCUCCUCAUUGGCUUCGAUGCCCUCCUCGCCGUGCCGGCGAUCGCCAAGUCCCACUCUACCUCCCUCCGCGUCCCACUCCACCGCAGCCCCCCGCCCCUCGCCGCUGUGACUCGCCUCGACUACGUCAGGGAACUCGUCAAGAGCGACCACCUCCGACAGCGGAUGAUCUCGGGCACCAUCGGGGGGCGUCGCUACCGGCAGCCUCGGAGGGCUUGCGAGAACGCCACCACGGCAGUGGCGGCGGCGGCGGAGUCGUUCGCAAUGCCACUGACGUCCGGCGCGUACACCCACACGGGGCAGUAUUUCGUCCGGUUCCGCCUCGGCACGCCGGCGCAGAGAUUCGUGCUUGUCGCCGACACAGGCAGCGACCUCACGUGGGUCAAGUGCGGUUUCGGGCCGCGCAGAUGUAGGCUUUGCGGCGGCGGGCAGAGACUAUUCCGCCCGGAGAAAUCCGUGUCGUUCGAUCCGAUUCGGUGUUCGUCGAACAUGUGCAAGACCUCCCUUCCCUUCUCGCUCACCACGUGUCCCUCUCCGGCUAGCCCUUGCGCUUACAAUUAUGGGUACUCGGACGGAUCGACGGCGCGGGGCAUCUUCGCGACCGAAUCGGUGACUGUGAUGCUAUCCAACGGCCAGAAGGCGAAGCUUAAGGGGCUGAUUGUCGGGUGCACGUCCUCGUUCGCCGGAUCGAGCUUCCGCUCAUCGGACGGCGUGUUGGGGCUGGGUCACAGCGGUAUCUCGUUUGCCUCGCGGGCCACCGCAAGCUUCGGGGGAAGGUUCUCCUAUUGCCUGGUGGAUCACCUUAGCCCCAGGAACGUCUCGAGCUACCUCACCUUCGGCCCAAACGGCGCGCUGUUCCCCUCCAUGGCGCGCCAAACCGAGCUUCUCAUGGAGCCGCGUCUCGCGCCGUUCUACUCCGUCGGUGUCUCCGGCAUCUCCGUCGACGGCGAGGUACUCAAGAUACCGAUGAGCGUGUGGGACGUGGGGAGACGUGGAGGGGCGAUACUAGACUCCGGCACGAGCUUGACGGUGUUAGUCGAGCCGGCGUACGAGGCAGUGGUAUCGGCUCUGAGCCGGCGGCUCGCUGGGGUCCCGAGGGUGGACGUGGAUCCGUUCGAGUACUGUUACAAUUGGACGGCUGGUGCAAGGGUGAGGAUCCCCAAGUUGGUGGUCCAUCUCCAAGGUCCGGCGCGGCUCGAGCCGCCGGCUAAGAGCUACGUGAUCGACGUGGCAGACGGCGUGAAGUGCGUCGGGUUCGCUUCGGCGCCGUGGCCGGGCGUGUCGACGAUAGGGAAUAUACUACAGCAGGAGCACCUCUGGGAGUUUGAUAUAAAGAAUCGACGGCUGAGAUUUCAGCGCUCCACGUGUACUCGCUAGUGAUCCAAUGGAUAUCUCUGAUUUUGUUUAUUUUAUUUUAUUUUGUCGAAAUGUGGAUUUAAAUCUCUUUUUUCUCUUUGUUCCACAAGAUGUGUCAUGUACCAAUAAGAUGGGAUGUAGAGAUCAGGUUUUGAUUGUGAAUGAUUAGAAGUUGGGUCCAUUGUUGGGGCUCUCUGGGGAGCAUCCGCUAUGAUAUUAUACAAA